Amoebophrya sp. A120 is the source of this 1436-nucleotide messenger RNA. NCBI's taxonomy places the organism in Eukaryota, Dinophyceae, Syndiniales, Amoebophryaceae. The record is from the annotation of a GenBank genome assembly.
CCAGAACACCGCUUUGGAGCAGAUGGCUGGUACUAAGAGUUUUAGAAUUUACUGACAUCUGCUCAACACAUUGAUUGUCGUGAAGAUGGAUAACUUUGAAGAUCAAGAAGAUGUACUAGUCGUGAUUCGCAUUCGGAAUGAAAAAAUAAGUACGGAUCUUGUAGUAUUCGUGAGUGGAAUUUCUGUGAAAAGCGCCGUCACCUACUCCAAUCAAAAACCUAAACCCCACUUCUUUCAGGCACUACGGAGGUGCUUCUGUCCCUUCUCGAGACCAUCCGGCGGUGUGCGGAGAGCAUCGCCUGCCCCGACCUGGAGCAGCACCCUUCCCGAGACCCCUUCUUUGACGAACAGCACGACGGCAGCCGCUUGUCUUUCGUGAUCACCGACCGGGAGGAAUUGCUCGGGCUCUCCGACCUGCGUCACCAGCUGAUCGAGGGUUGUCUGGACCUCAUGUCCCAGCGAAAGAAACUCCAGGACCGCUUAACCCAAUACCGCCAAACGGUCCUCACGCCGCAGACCCCGGCCCCGCAAAUCCAGCUCCUCGGCGGAGUUACGAGUAACGGGCAAAAGUUGCCGAGGGAAACGGUGAGCGCGAUCGCGAGUCUGCUGGCUUUGUCGACCGACGUCCCGCCGAAUCUGUACGUCAAAAGCCUGCAGUCCGCGUUGGAGUGGCUGGUGGAAGGCACAAAGGAAGAUGGUAGUAUUGUUCCACCAGGUAGUAGUACAACCACUUCUAGAGGUGGAACUGGAACUGUCACAAGUCCAAGCAGUGCAGCUGCGAAAGUAAAAAAUGCGUCAAAAACUACGACGCCGAAAAUGAUGGAGGAUGAAAUGACGGACGCAGUGUGGGAAAAAGUCACUACCGUCGGCGAGCUCGUCCGGGUUCUGACGCUGCAGGGCCAAUCCUGGCUGUCUGUCCGUGCGAUUUCCAAAGCGAUCGUCGAGGCUUUGCUGCCGUUCGCAGAGCGACUGCUCUACCGCUGGGUGAUGACGCAUUUGCUGCGGGUGGUGUGCGAGAACAGCCCGAUUUUGGAUCCAAUCGGGAUUCCGGACGAAGACACCGCCGAGGACAAGGCGGAGCAGCUGCUCGGCCGAGCAGGCGACUCCACGCAGAGUGGCGGGUAUGAGGCCGUGGCGGCGAACGCGGUUGAUUUAUUUCUUGGAGAUGAAGAUGACAGAGGGCGACGAGAAAGUCAGAAUGAUAAUCUCCUCCAAGGAGAAAGCGAGGAGGAGGACGGCUUGGAUCUAGGCGCGGGAGCGACGAGAACAACCGCAACGGUCGCUACUUCGUCCGUCGCAAUGACUACAACCGGAGGUCAUGCGGCGUCGACGAAUCUUCAGACGCGGAGCCGGGACGUGAGUCCGACUUUUUCUUCGGUACAAACACCCCAAACGCAAGCGAACAAUUUCGGUACAGAUUUCGCAGCCCUCGAUGA